AUGGCAUCUAGAUCUCCUCCUUCCUCAGAUGUCGAUCCGUCUGACUCUAAUCAGAUGUUGAAUGCUGUGCUUCAGGCGUUGCAACAACAAAAUGUUGGACUAAUUCAGCAGAAUACCAUAGCCUUGCAGAAUCUGGAAGCUGCAAGAGUGUCCGCUGAGAACGCCAGAGCGUCGGCCGAUACCACCCAGAGGCAGUUCAUGGAUAUGAUGGCUGGUGGUAGGACCGCUUCAGGCGCGUCUUCACCUGUGGUUCUGGUCCCAGAGUGGAGUUUAGAAAGCUUUCUGCAACAUCAUCCAGCCAGAUUCACUGGCAAAUGCAGCCCAGAUGAAGCUGAUCAUUGGUUCCGGGACAUGGAGAGAAUCUAUGAAGCUAAGGGCUGUCCUGAUGAGAGGAAACUAGCCUAUACUCAGUAUUUGUUGACUGGGGAAGCUGGUCACUGGUGGAGUAGCGUGAAGAUGAUCCUUGAGGGGAGUGGGACUCCUAUUACCUGGGAAUUAUUUAAAGCCAAAUUUUACACGGAAUACUUUCCCGAUAGUGUUAGAUUUGCAAAGGAAGUGGAAUUCCUUGAAUUGGUGCAAGGCAACAGGUCAGUAUCAGAAUAUGCGGAUCGGUUCAAACAUUUGCUUCGCUUCAACACUACGGCUGUAGAUGAAGUGUGGCAAUGCAGAAAAUUUGAGAACGGCUUAAGGGGUGACAUAAAGCUGCUUGACCAAGAAAGAAGCAGAAGGACCCCAGAAUCAGAAGGACCCCAGAAUCAACAGACCCAACCACUAAGAGUUGGUGGACCAGUGGUAUCCAGGGGAGGCUCCAGUUUUAGGAAGACCCCUUUUUCUAGACCUAUUUCUUCUGGGUCUAGGAGUUCUUCCUCUCAGUUGUCAGGGCAAUCCAGUUUUGCUAGCCCCUUGAGAUGCUACAGGUGUGGUGGACCCCAUCUACAGUCUGUUUGCCCUCAGAUGAGCGGUUAUCGGAGGUGUAACAUCUGCAGAGGUGAGGGUCAUUAUGCUAAAGAUUGUCCUACCGUCAAGAGGACUGGACCACAGAUACACCGUGCUGAGAGAUCUGUUCAGAGGGGUGGUGCCAGACCACAGGCCACUGGGCGAGUUUAUGCUUUGACCGGGGCUGAGGCAGCCAACGCAGGUAACCUGAUUGUCAGUAGUUGUUUAUUAUUUGGGAAUUCUUGUGUGACAUUGUUUGACUCGGGAGCGACGCAUUCUUUUGUGUCCGAGGCGUGUGUUGAGAGAUUGGGUUUAACUGUGGGGGAACUUUCGUGUGAUCUGGUGGUGUCUACACCAGCAGCAGGGUUAAUUAGGACAUCUAAAGUGUGCUCCAGAUGUCCUAUUGUAGUAGAGGGACGAAGGUUCAGAGCGAACCUUAUUUGUUUACCUUUGCAAGGGCUAGAAGUAAUUUUGGGUAUGGAUUGGCUAUCUUCCAAUCGCAUACUUAUCGACUGUGGUAACAAGCAGUUGAUAUUUCCUGGUAAAAAUGAAGAUAUGUCUUUGUCGUUAGGCGUGCUGAAGCAAGAUAUCAUGAAAGGUGCUUGUUGUUUCUUGGUUAUGACGCAUAUGGACGCAACUCAGGAGUCAGAUCAUUUGUCUCAAAAGAAUCAGAGUGUAGACUUCUUGGUUGUGAACGACUUCUUGGAUGUUUUUCCGGAAGAAGUUCCUGGUUUACCUCCUCCGCGAGAAGUGGAGUUUUCUAUUGAUCUGGUCUCAGGAGCAGGGCCAGUAUCUAUAGCCCCUUAUCGGAUGGCUCCAGCUGAGUUGGCUGAGUUGAAGAAGCAGAUUGAAGAGCUGUUAGAGAAACAGUUUAUCCGACCGAGUGCUUCGCCGUGGGGUGCGCCUGUGUUGUUAGUGAAGAAGAAGGAUGGUAGUUCCAAGCUGUGUAUUGAUUACAGGCAAUUGAAUAAGUUGACAAUCAAGAAUAAGUAUCCGUUGCCGAGGAUAGAUGAUUUGAUGGAUCAGUUAUAUGGAGCUACAGUAUUCUCUAAGAUUGAUCUUAGGUCAGGCUAUCAUCAAAUCUUGGUGAAAACAGAUGAUGUGCAGAAGACAGCGUUCAGAUCUAGAUAUGGCCAUUAUGAGUACGUAGUUAUGCCUUUUGGUGUGACUAAUGCUCCAGCCAUUUUCAUGGACUACAUGAACAGGAUUUUCAGACCGUUCUUAGACAAGUUCGUUAUUGUCUUUAUAGAUGACAUACUUGUUUAUUCUAAGACUCGAGAAGAGCAUGAAGAUCACCUUAGGUCAGUACUUGAAGUGUUGAGAGAGAAAAAGUUAUAUGCCAAGAUGUCUAAGUGUGAGUUUUGGAUGAAAGAGGUCCCUUUUCUGGGUCACGUGAUUUAA
Vigna angularis (adzuki bean) is the source of this 2337-nucleotide messenger RNA. RefSeq lists its product as uncharacterized. The coding region runs from base 1 to 2337 and encodes 778 amino acids. NCBI's taxonomy places the organism in Eukaryota, Viridiplantae, Streptophyta, Magnoliopsida, Fabales, Fabaceae. The transcript is spliced from 2 exons. Gene Ontology annotation, molecular function: nucleic acid binding; zinc ion binding. The record is from RefSeq and is a predicted model, not a curated record.